CCAGCCACCAGAUGAAUCAAUGCUUUUUGCAGGAGCCAGGAGGUAAGCAUUUUACUUGUUGCCGCAAGAUAGAGCGAGCGCAAGGGAGAAGCAGCGGCUCUCAGGGUUUUCCGGCGACGCGGUGGUGUUACAGUGGCUCAACGCGCGGCUGUUCCGGGUGGGAGCUCUUUUAUUUGUGAAAUAGGUGGGAGGAGCAACAUGACAACAGCGGCUUCAAGCAAACCUUGUACAGGAGGUCAUAUGCAAUACUAGAUUGUGCAAUCUACUCGUUCCACUCUGAAUCUACACCGCUGGAAGAUCCAUGAAGCUCUCCAUCGACGACUGCUUAUGCUUCUUAUGAUCAGUCAAUAUCUGCACUCCCUCUAAUUGUUCCUGUCAGCUGCUUGGUCAGUAUCGUUUACUUGGGCAGGCACCCAUUACCUAAGCUCCAUAUCUUCGUAGCACUACAAGUUGUCGUGGGAUUAUUGGUAUGUGGUUUUCUUCAUAUAUCUUUCUUGGGUUGCAGGCGUGUGAGAUCCACAAAUGCGGUCACAUCCUCUAAAAAUUACCUUCAAGUUGAAAAAGGAAGAAAAUGACGUCACGGAUUCCACUUUCCCUUGUCACCUGAAUAGAAAACCUCAGGAACCCAUAAAUGUUUCUUCUUCAGAGGAAGAAAAUGUUGGCUCACAAGAUACGGAGGAUGAAGAUGAUCAAGCUCAUGAGAAUGUUUCAAAUCAAUUGGUGGUUUAUGAUCCUGUGGCCAACGGUAUGGGUGAAAUUGAACCUGUCCCUAAUCCAAUUGAUUGCCAGCCUCCCCCUUUUUUGAAAUACGCAGCCACAAAUCCAUCUCCCAGAGUUUUGCCAUCUGUAGGGGCUUUCACUGUCCAAUGUGCUAACUGUUUUAAAUGGAGAUUAAUCCCGACAAAGGAAAAGUAUGAAGAAAUUCGUGAACAUAUUCUAGAGCAGCCUUUUGUCUGUGAAACUGCUCGUGAGUGGCGGCCUGAGGUAUCAUGUGAUGAUCCACCUGAUAUAUCUCAAGAUGGCAGCAGGCUGUGGGCAAUUGAUAAGCCUAACAUUGCUCAGCCUCCUCCUGGAUGGCAACGAUUGCUACGGAUUAGAGGGGAAGGAAGCACGAAGUUUGCGGAUGUGUACUAUGCUGCUCCAUCUGGCAAGAGACUUCGCUCAAUGGUGGAGGUACAGAAGUACUUGCUGGAACAUCCUGAGUAUACUAGCCAAGGGGUGACCCUCUCUCAAUUUUCAUUUCAAAUUCCUAAGCCUUUACAGGAAAACUAUGUUAGAAAACGCCCUGCUCGUGUGAUAGCUUCUUGUGAUGGUGGUAACAUGGUGAUGCCAAGACCUCUUGAACCCAGUGAAGUGAAUCCCCUGGCAUGGGCACGCCCAGAUGAUUGUACAGACUUGCGACUUGGUCAGCCAGGGUUUUCGGCUUCAUACUGUGAGUCUCCUGUUGGACGACCAACAAAGAAGCAAGCCAAGAAAGCCCCAUCAAAACAGAUUUACCCUAGUGAUUUAGUGUAUAAUCAGCACAAGGUCAAGAUAGAAAGUCCUUGUCGAUCUAUAAAUGAUGAAAAUGAUCUGUAAAGUUCUGUUUGGGUCUUUCAUAUUUUGGCAGCUGAAGGCUCGUACGUUUCUACUUUGGUUUUUUUUUUUUUGGUUGCUUUCUAAUAUGGUAUGUAUCUAAUUGGGGAAGGUGGUUUUUGGUGGGACUCCUAUGUGCGAGUUGGGGAGUUGGAUGAUGUUAUAGCUUGUUUUUGAUGUGCAAGAAGGUUGUAUAAGUGUUGUAUAUGUUAAAAUGAAAUGGUGUGGAGCCCUGUUGCGACUUCAUGCUCGAGUGAAAAUAAAGGGCGAAAAAAAAGCAUUUUAAAAA
Malania oleifera is the source of this 1864-nucleotide messenger RNA. Its product is annotated as methyl-CpG-binding domain-containing protein 2. The record is from RefSeq and is a predicted model, not a curated record. The transcript has 7 exons. Bases 523 to 1578 code for a protein of 351 amino acids. Gene Ontology annotation, molecular function: DNA binding; zinc ion binding. Lineage: Eukaryota; Viridiplantae; Streptophyta; Magnoliopsida; Santalales; Ximeniaceae.